UCCCCGCCCAUCGUCGGCCGCCCCCGGCACCAGGGAGUUAUGGUUGGCAUGGGUCAGAAGGAUUCCUAUGUAGGUGAUGAGGCUCAGAGCAAGAGAGGUAUCCUGACACUGAAAUAUCCUAUUGAACAUGGCAUCAUCACCAACUGGGAUGAUAUGGAAAAGAUCUGGCACCACACAUUCUACAAUGAACUGCGUGUGGCCCCUGAGGAACACCCUACUUUGCUUACAGAGGCUCCUCUAAACCCUAAAGCUAACCGUGAAAAGAUGACCCAGAUAAUGUUUGAGACCUUCAAUGUGCCAGCCAUGUACGUGGCAAUCCAGGCUGUCUUGUCCCUAUAUGCCUCUGGUCGUACCACAGGCAUUGUUCUUGAUUCUGGUGAUGGUGUCACCCACAAUGUACCUAUCUAUGAAGGUUAUGCUUUGCCUCAUGCCAUCAUGCGUCUGGACCUGGCAGGCAGGGAUCUGACUGACUACCUCAUGAAAAUCCUCACUGAGCGUGGCUACUCCUUUGUGACAACAGCUGAACGUGAGAUUGUCCGUGACAUUAAGGAGAAGUUGUGCUAUGUGGCUUUGGACUUUGAGAAUGAAAUGGCCACUGCUGCCUCCUCAUCCUCUCUGGAGAAGAGCUAUGAAUUACCCGAUGGUCAGGUGAUCACAAUAGGUAACGAACGUUUCCGCUGCCCAGAGACACUCUUCCAGCCAUCCUUCAUUGGUAUGGAAUCUGCUGGUAUUCAUGAAACUACCUACAAUAGCAUCAUGAAGUGUGAUAUUGACAUCCGCAAGGAUCUGUAUGCCAACAAUGUCCUUUCAGGUGGUACAACCAUGUACCCUGGUAUCGCUGACCGCAUGCAGAAAGAAAUCACUGCAUUAGCUCCUAGCACUAUGAAGAUCAAGAUUAUUGCCCCACCUGAGCGCAAGUACUCUGUCUGGAUCGGUGGUUCCAUCCUGGCAUCUCUGUCCACCUUCCAGCAGAUGUGGAUCAGCAAACAGGAAUAUGAUGAGGCUGGUCCUUCCAUUGUCCAUCGCAAGUGCUUCUAAAUGCCUUUUCCUCAAUUUACCUCCCACUCAGGAUGAUAAUGAUGAUAUUAUGCUUCUUGGAGUCUUCCAGUAAUCCUUCCUGAACUUUCUUCAGUCAUUGUACAGUUUGUUUACACACUCGUGCAAUUUAUUUGUGCUUCUUCUAAUAUUUAUUGCUUUAUAAAUAAACAAGAUCUGGGACUUGCAACCUACAAA
Pelodiscus sinensis (Chinese soft-shelled turtle) is the source of this 1233-nucleotide messenger RNA. RefSeq names its product actin alpha cardiac muscle 1 (gene ACTC1). NCBI's taxonomy places the organism in Eukaryota, Metazoa, Chordata, Testudines, Trionychidae. The record is from RefSeq and is a predicted model, not a curated record.